Molecule: messenger RNA, 198 nt
Organism: Aureobasidium uvarum
Lineage: Eukaryota; Fungi; Ascomycota; Dothideomycetes; Dothideales; Saccotheciaceae
Source: the annotation of a GenBank genome assembly
AUGAUCGAAGCAGUCAGUUUCCGCGCUUGGGCCGAAGAGGCCUUUGGCAUUUGGACAGAAUGGCGCCACGUCUAUCCUCCUCGCUCGGCUUCGGCGGAGUUGUUGAGGGGUAUCAGGGAUGAUUAUUGGCUUGUCAAUAUCAUCCAUCAUGAUUUUACAGAGACGAAUGGAUUGUGGAAUAUGCUGUUGGAUGCAUGA